UGCAAAAGAGGGACACAAAAGCUCUUGCAGGAACUGAGUAAGUUGGGGUACCGGGUAUCAGCUAAAAAGGCCCAGUUAUGCCAGAAAGAGGUCACCUAUUUGGGGUACCUGCUCAAGGAGGGAAAAAGAUGGCUGACCCCGGCCCGGAAAGCUACAGUUAUGAAGAUCCCUACUCCCACAACCCCCAGGCAGGUCCGCGAAUUUCUGGGUACUGCCGGAUUCUGCAGGCUCUGGAUUCCUGGGUUUGCUUCCCUGGCUGCACCCUUGUACCCUCUGACAAGGGAAAACAUUCCUUUUACCUGGACUGAAAAGCAUCAAAAGGCUUUCGACCACAUAAAAGAAGCCUUGCUGUCUGCCCCCGCUUUGGCUCUCCCAGACCUCACCAAACCAUUUACUCUAUACGUAGAUGAAAGAGCCGGUGUAGCCCGAGGAGUGCUUACUCAGACCCUAGGACCAUGGCGACGGCCAGUAGCUUAUCUAUCAAAAAAACUGGAUCCAGUGGCCAGUGGGUGGCCAACCUGCCUAAAAGCGGUUGCUGCAGUGGCACUCCUCCUCAAAGACGCUGAUAAGUUAACCUUGGGGCAAAAUGUGACUGUGAUUGCUUCCCACAGCCUCGAAAGUAUUGUGCGGCAGCCCCCCAAUCGGUGGAUGACCAAUGCCAGAAUGACUCAUUACCAGAGUUUGCUGCUAAACGAAAGGAUAUCUUUCGCGCCCCCUGCUGUCCUGAACCCAGCUACCCUACUACCAGUCGAGUCAGAAUCCACCCCAGUACACCAAUGCUCAGAAAUCCUUGCUGAAGAAGCUGGGACUCGACGGGACCUGAAGGACCAGCCAUUGCCCGGAGUGCCUGCCUGGUAUACAGACGGUAGCAGCUUCAUUGUGGAAGGUAAGCGGAGAGCAGGGGCCGCCAUCGUAGAUGGCAAACGGACGGUAUGGGCAAGCAGCCUGCCAGAAGGGACAUCAGCCCAGAAGGCCGAGCUAAUCGCCUUGACGCAGGCAUUACGCCUAGCCGAAGGAAAAAACAUCAACAUCUACACGGACAGCAGGUAUGCUUUUGCCACUGCUCACAUUCAUGGGGCAAUAUAUAAACAGAGGGGACUGCUCACUUCGGCUGGAAAAGACAUUAAAAACAAAGAAGAAAUUCUGGCUCUGCUAGAGGCCAUUCACCUCCCUAAGCAGGUCGCCAUUAUCCACUGCCCGGGCCACCAGAGAGGAAAUAACCCUGUGGCGGCCGGGAACCGGAGGGCCGACGAGGCUGCAAAACAAGCCGCCCUGUCGGUCAGGGUGCUAGCAGAAACUAUAAAGCUUCAAGAGCCAAUCGAGCCUGCUCAAGCUAGGACCAAGCCAAGAGAGCUCACUCCUGACCAGGGAAAAGAAUUCAUUCAGCGGUUACAUCAGCUAACACACUUAGGACCAGAAAAGCUCCUUCAACUAACGAGCCGCACCAGCCUCUCCAUCCCGAAUCUCCGGUCCACCGUUCAAGAAGUCGCCAAUCGGUGUCCGGCUUGUGCCAUGACUAAUGCGACUACCACCUACCGAGAGACCGGAAAAAGACAACGGGGAGAUCGACCCGGCGUAUACUGGGAAGUAGACUUUACAGAGGUAAAGCCUGGCCGGUAUGGGAACAGGUAUCUGCUAGUAUUUGUAGAUACUUUCUCUGGAUGGGUAGAAGCUUUCCCUACCAAAACUGAAACGGCCCUGACUGUAUGUAAAAAGAUACUAGAAGAAAUCCUGCCCCGUUUCGGGAUCCCUAAGGUGAUCGGGUCAGAUAAUGGCCCAGCCUUUGUUGCUCAGGCUUUAGAAGUUGUAAAAACCCAGAUCUGGGACCAGAUCAAGGAGGUAUACGAGCCAGGUGCCGUGGCCAUCCCUCAUCCGUUCCAGGUCGGAGACCAAGUGCUGGUCAGACGCCAUCGACCCAGCAACCUUGAGCCUCGGUGGAAAGGCCCGUAUCUGGUAUUGCUGACCACCCCGACCGCAGUAAAAGUUGAUGGCAUCGCUGCCUGGGUCCAUGCUUCCCAUCUCAAGCCUGCACCACCCCCGGCACCAAACGAGACCUGGGAGCUGGAAAGGACUGAUCAUCCUCUUAAGCUGCGUAUUCGGCGGCGGAAAAAUGAGUCCACCGGGUAAGAACCCCCACCGGCCUGUGAUCCUCACCUGGAAGGUACUGUCCCAAACUGGAGAAGUUGUCUGGACCAAACAGGCUACCCAGCCUCCUUGGACUUGGUGGCCCGAUCUUAAACCUGAUGUAUGUGCCCUGGCGGCGGGUAUUGAAACCUGGGAUAUCCCGGGAUCCAGUGUAUCGGCCUCCAAGGCCCAGAUCAGACCCCCUGAUUCAGACUAUACAAAAGCUUAUAAUCAGAUCACCUGGGGGGUCCCAGGGUGCAGCUAUCCCCGAGCUAGAAACAGGCUUGCCGCUUCCCCCUUCUACGUGUGCCCCCGGGAUGGCCGGACCCUUUCAGAAGCUAGAAGGUGCGGAGGGCUGGAAUCCCUAUAUUGCAAAGAAUGGGGUUGUGAAACCACGGGGACAGUCUACUGGGGACCUAGUUCCUCAUGGGACCUCAUAACUGUAGAACGUAACGGUAGCAGUAAAAGCUGUGACAACUCCGGCUGGUGUAACCCCCUUAAAAUAA
This is a messenger RNA of Cynocephalus volans (Philippine flying lemur), 2630 nucleotides long. RefSeq lists its product as uncharacterized. Gene Ontology annotation, biological process: DNA integration. NCBI's taxonomy places the organism in Eukaryota, Metazoa, Chordata, Mammalia, Dermoptera, Cynocephalidae. The record is from RefSeq and is a predicted model, not a curated record. Bases 160 to 2127 code for a protein of 655 amino acids. The transcript is spliced from 2 exons. Gene Ontology annotation, molecular function: RNA-DNA hybrid ribonuclease activity; nucleic acid binding.